This is a messenger RNA of Coccomyxa subellipsoidea C-169, 321 nucleotides long. RefSeq lists its product as hypothetical. The transcript has 2 exons. The record is from RefSeq and is a predicted model, not a curated record. Lineage: Eukaryota; Viridiplantae; Chlorophyta; Trebouxiophyceae; Coccomyxaceae. Bases 1 to 321 code for a protein of 106 amino acids.
AUGCCCGAUAGAAUUCGGCAAAGGGUGGCGGAGGGUGAGGUGGGGGAGCGUGCUGGCGCACGUGACGCUGCCGGGGCAGAUGGCGGCGCGGCCGGCCGGGGGUACAGCGGCGGCAGUUGGCGCAAGCUCGCACUCGGCAUCGCGCUCGCCAGCGGACUGGAUGCCGUGCUCCUGGACGAGCUCUCCUCCAACUCGAUGGCGCGGGUGUUUCGGGCGACGGAAACUGCAAAGGCAGAGCUGGGAGUGCAGGCGUACGGCCUCUCCAUGCCCAUGCUGGAGCAGGUGUUCUUGUCUGUCGUGGGCGAGAACCUGCACUCCUGA